AUGGAGAAUAUACUCUCGGAAGAUCCUUUGGAAACUCAUUUCGAUUGGGGGUUGGCACCGUCUCCAUCGGAACUGGCUCACUUGAUUUCUCCAGAAGACUCUUCGGCACAAUUUUGGAGCUGUGUAACUGGAUCGUUGAUGACUCUCGUCUGCAGGCACCGGAAAUGUGUAGGAGUGCGAGGAGCAGUCAACUUGGUUCGACGUUUCUGUCGUGAUGCGGUUGACACCGUCUCCUUCAAAACUGGCUUAAUCUUAUCUUCAAAUGUCUUCGGUGUAUUCUGGAGGUUGACACCCUCCCGAUCGAAUCGACCAUUCUCUUUCUCCGAAGAGCUCGCCAGUAUCUUCUUGUGGCCGUGUAACUGUAUCGUUGAGGACAUUCUUCUACACUCACCGAAAAUGUGUGGAUUGCGAGGAGCGAUCAACUUACUUCGACGUUCCGUCGUGAGGCGAUCCGAACAGGGAUCAGAAGUUGAGGCGUUCCUCAAGAAGACAGGCCAUUUAUGCGAGUGGGCUGUCCCUCGUAUAAGUUUGAUUCACAAUCGUGGAGAUCCGGGACGGGUUCGCCGCGAAUUUGUCUCGUUUUCUCGUAUGGGAAUUGUUUGCCUCUUCGAUAACUCCAAUUCAUCGGAGCUACUCGAAACAUACCACGCGAGUGCUAGUGUUGAUGAAGUCAUGCUCUAA
Haemonchus placei is the source of this 681-nucleotide messenger RNA. The record is from the annotation of a GenBank genome assembly. NCBI's taxonomy places the organism in Eukaryota, Metazoa, Nematoda, Chromadorea, Rhabditida, Trichostrongylidae.